Molecule: messenger RNA, 1133 nt
Organism: Drosophila subpulchrella
Lineage: Eukaryota; Metazoa; Arthropoda; Insecta; Diptera; Drosophilidae
Product: serine protease inhibitor 42Dd-like
Exons: 2
Coding region: 116-1114 (332 amino acids)
Molecular function (GO): serine-type endopeptidase inhibitor activity
Source: RefSeq, a predicted model, not a curated record
GAUCGUGUGGAAUCUGCUGCUGUUCCUAAACUGCAUUCCAGAUGGGGUCUUCUGUAGAAAGUAUACCACACUACAGUUGGUUUCGAAGGCGGUGUUAGAACAUUCCGAUAUUAAUAUGGUCGUAAGCCCCGCGGCAAUCGAGUUGGCCUUGGCCCAACUUUACCUGGGAGCCGGCGGAGAAACUGAAGCUGAAUUAAAGGACGUUCUGGGCUAUCCGGGGAAAUCAAAGACUCAGAUCAUGGAGGCCUAUCGGCGGGCCAAGAACCCACAGUUGAAAAUCGUCAGUCGAUUGUUUUUAUCAAGUGGCAUUUCCAUUCUACCAAACUACCAAAAAAUGUCCAAGAGUUAUUUUGAUAUCGACGCCGAGAGCACCGAUCUAAGUGUUCAAGGUGUCAGCAAGGUCAACCAGUGGAUAACUUCAAAAACGGAAGGCGAGGUCGUUGAACUUGUAGAUCCUUUCAUGAUGGACGACACGGCGAAAGUUAUUCUGGUGAAUGCCGCCAGUUGCGAAGCCAUCUUGAAGUUUACCAGUGCGGAAAGAUAUUUCUACUUGCCGGAUGAGAAACGAUCGGUUGGCGUGAAAAUGAUGGAUCUGUUGGGAAAUUUCAAAUAUAACUUUCAAAGUAAAUUAGAUUCACACAUAGUGGCCUUCCCCUACGGCAACUCAACCCUAUCCAUGGUAAUGAUUGUGCCCAGAACUUUUCGGGGAAUCGAAAAACUGGAGGACAAUCUGGUGCAUCUCGACUUGCAACAAUUGAAGCUAAAAAGAGUUAACAUAACCUUGCCAAAGUUCAAGAUAAAAUAUGACCAAGAUAUGCCACAGCCACUGGUUGAUCUGGGUGUAAAGAGCAUCUUUAACCAGCCCAAUCUCAGUCAUCUCACCAAAUCUAAGGAAAACUUGAGGAUCGACAGCAUACCGCACUCGGCCUCUAUCGAGGUGAAUGAACGGGGAGCCAGGUCCGCAGCAUCCGAAGACAGUGAAUUGGAAAUGUUACGAUCGAGGAGGAAGAGAAGCAGGGCAGCAUUUAAGGUUACUUGUAAUCGUCCUUUUCUGUUUGCCGUCGUAGAGGGUACCAAAAUUGUAUUCUUUGGGCGAUUUAGUCGGCCCGAAUAGAAUAAAUGUUAUGAACAAU